GGCUGGGGCGGGGGGCCGCAGCCAUGAUCCGGGCCUUCUCGUUCCCGGUGAGCCCCGAGCGGGGCCGGCUGCGGGGCUGGCUGGAGGGCAGCCUGGCCGGGCUCUGCGAGUUGCACUGGCUCCGGGAGAGGCAGGAGUACCGCGUGCAGCAGGCGCUGCGGCUGGCCCAGCCCGGGAUGGGGGGCGCGGAGGCCGAGGACGGGGAGGACGCCGAGGAGGACGAAGAUGCGGCGGCCGCGCGCCGGGCCGCCGCGGCCCUGGAGGAGCAGCUGGAGGCCUUGCCCGGGCUCAUCUGGGAUCUGGGCCAGCAGCUGGGAGACCUGAGCCUGGAGUCUGGGGGCCUGGAACAGGAGAGCGGGCGCAGCUCGGGCUUCUAUGAAGACCCCAGCUCCACGGGAGGCCCAGACUCACCACCCUCGACCUUCUGUGGGGACAGUGGCUUCUCCGGAUCUGGCUCCUAUGGACGCCUGGGUCCCUCUGAACCCCGGGGCAUCUAUGCGAGCGAGAGGCCCAAGUCCCUAGGAGACGCCAGUCCCAGCGCACCCGAGGCGGUGAGCACUAGAGCAGCGGUGCCUCGGUCCUUCUCCGCGCCCUACCCGACGGCUGCGGGGUCUGCAGGCCCCGAGGCCUGCUCCUCGGCUGAGCGGCGAGCCCGCGCGGGCCCCUUCCUGACGCCCAGCCCCCUGCACGCGGUGGCCCUGCGCAGCCCGAGGCCCUGCAGCCGCCCUCCCGCGGACUCGACGGAGGCACCCGGCGCGGGGCGGCCCCUGGACGGCUACAUCUCGGCGCUCCUGCGCAGGCGCCGCCGCCGGGGGGCGGGCCAGCCCCGGACCAGCCCGGGGGGCGCGGAUGGGGGCCCGCGGCGCCAGAACAGCGUGCGCCAGCGGCCCCCCGACGCGUCCCCGCCCCCCGGAGGCGCGCGGCCCGCGCCGGAGCUCCCGGUGGAGCGCGCAGUGGGCCGUCCCGCCAGCCCGGCCGCCUUGGGCCGCGCCUGGGCCUCGCAGUGGGAGUCGGAGGCGGCCCCCGAGCCCCCCGCGCCGCCCGCGGCCCCCGAGCCCCCCGACAGCCCCGCCGAGGGCCGCUUGGUGAAGGCGCAGUACAUCCCGGGCGCGCAGGCCGCCACCCGAGGCCUCCCGGGCCGCGCGGCGCGCCGCAAAGCGCCGCCCCUGACCCGCGGCCGCAGCGUGGAGCAGUCCCCGCCCCGGGAGCGCCCCCGGGCCGCGGGCCGCCGCGGACGCGUGACGGAGGCCUCGGGCCGCCGGGGCUCGCCCAGGGCGCGCAAGGCCGCCCGCUCCCAGUCCGAGACCAGCUUGUUGGGCCGAGCGGCCGCCGCGGUCCCUCCGGGGCCCCCCAAGUACCCCACCGCCGAGCGCGAGGAGCCUCGGCCUCCGCGGCCGCGCCGCGGCCCCGCGCCCACGCUCGCGGCUCAGGCGGCGGGGUCCUGCCGCCGCUGGCGCUCCACGGCCGAGAUCGACGCCUCGGACGGGCGCCGCGGCCGGCCCCGCGCCCCCUCCGCGCGAGGCCCGGGGCCCGGCCCGUCCCCGUCGGCUCCGCAGCGCCGGCUGCUCUACGGCUGCGCCGGCAGCGACUCCGAGUGCUCGACCGGGCGCCUGGGGCCGCUGGGACGCCGGGGCCCCGGCGGCGGCGUCGCGGGCGGCUACGGGGAGAGCGAAUCGAGCGCCAGCGAGGGGGAGUCGCCCGCCUUCAGCUCCGCAUCCAGCGACUCAGACGGCAGCGGCGGCCUGGUGUGGCCCCAGCAGCUGGUGGCGGCCACGGCGGCCUCGGGCCCAGCGGGCGGGGCGGGUGGAGGGGCGCCCGCGGGCCCCGCGAAAGUCUUUGUGAAGAUCAAAGCGUCCCACGCGCUCAAGAAAAAGAUUCUACGUUUCCGUUCGGGGUCUCUCAAGGUCAUGACCACGGUGUGAGUUGGGGGUUUGCUUGGGCUUCCCCUUCAUAGCCUCUGCACCACCACACUCCCAGUCACUGAGCCUCCACGCCUCCCUUCCAAAGACCUCCGUUUUCUCUGUUUCCAAAGACCUUUCCUCACUCCGCCCAUCCACAUAGUCUUGGUUGAAAAGGCGCCCCCCCACCACAGGCAGGAAUGGGGAAGAAGCCCGGGUUGACCCAGUUCAGCUGCUGGCUCUGCAGCCGCUGGGCCAUAAAAUUCCCUUUCUGUGGGCCUCACUUUCCUCAUCUGUACUAUGGGUGUUCUAUGGUAUGCAGAAGGGGUAAUUCAGCUCGAAUUUCCCCAUUUUAGUUUAGACACUUAGACUGUUGCCCUUCACCUCUCUCACCGAGGCCUAUUAUUCCUCCUGCCCAUGCCAGAUAUGCCCCCCUCAUUCACAAAGUGCCCCCCUACACAUCCCUAGAUCCCUAGGAUAUCCCCUUGGCACCCAGGUUGGAGACUCUGUCUGAUCCAGAUGGUGCCUGCACAGUGCCCUGGGAAGGGAAGGAGCCCUGACUUUAGGGUUUUGAGGGUCAAGUAGGAGUUGGUAACACCAGAAAAGACUCUUUCACCUCUGUCCCUGGACAAUUAUGGAGGAUUAGGAGGUCAAAGAGGGGAAGGGAGAUGGCUUCUAUCUCGUGGCUCCUCCUGCAAGAGAGAGUUCAGGAGGAGCCCAGGAUGACCCUCAGCUGUUCCAAUCCAGUCUUUUCUUUUUUUAAAUUAGUGUAUUUAUUAUGACGAUGAUGACUCCCUGGUGCACAGGGGAGCCAGAUUCUGUGUGUUUCUCUAACCUCUUUGUAAAUAAAUGCACAAUGUUAACAU
This is a messenger RNA of Talpa occidentalis (Iberian mole), 2764 nucleotides long. It is a transcript of the gene DACT3, whose product is annotated as dishevelled binding antagonist of beta catenin 3. Lineage: Eukaryota; Metazoa; Chordata; Mammalia; Eulipotyphla; Talpidae. Gene Ontology annotation, biological process: negative regulation of canonical Wnt signaling pathway. The coding region runs from base 24 to 1922 and encodes 632 amino acids. Gene Ontology annotation, cellular component: cytoplasm. The transcript is spliced from 4 exons. The record is from RefSeq and is a predicted model, not a curated record.